AUACUGCAGUUGGAUGAGCAGGGCAAAGGCGUUUUCCACCGUAGAUCAUCAGACCCGUAUAUUCUGAUUGCUGCAUGCGCUAGGCGCGAGUACGCUGUACAUGGCGAGCCCACGCUUCCGAUGUCCAGUCUCUUAUAAGAAGCGAAAUGGACAGCUUUCACUGGGUGCUCACGAAUUUGACUGGACACUGGAUGGCGCUGAGCAACCUGAACUGCGUAUUCCGUACAGUGCUGUAAAAGCACAAGCGCAAAAUAAGUCGGAGAAAGUUAUUUUGAAAGUAUCUUUAUGGGCACAAAAUGGCCAACCAGAAGUCAACCACAACUUCACCUUCCUAUCGACUAACGCGGCCAAAGACCGACAAAAGGUUAUAGAAACGUUAGCCUAUCACAUCAGCCAACGUUCCGGAACUGGGAGCGGGCCACCCUCUGCUUCAGGAACACCGCAGCAUCCUGGGGCAGGAGUUCCCAAAGGCGGUACAUUAUCAGCGGAAGAGCGACAGAUUAGACUGGCGAUCCUGCAGGACAAUAAGGAAUUGGGAGAAUUAUUCAAGACUUUGGUUCUGAGCAACCUGAUAUCUGAAGAAGACUUUUGGGCAACACGUCAGCAUUUGAUGACGUACCAAAAAUGGCAGAAGAAUCAGAAGAAGGGGGUUUUGGGAACCAUCGCAGAUGUCCGUCCCACGGAUAGCGACGGAUCUGAUAUGAAAUUCAAGAUCACCGACGAUGUAAUAGCCUCAAUCCUGGCACAAUUUCCACCUGUUAGAAAAGCAUACGAAGCCAAUGUUCCUAAUAAGAUGACCAAAGAGACUUUUAUGCGCAAGUACCUCGAGUCCAAGUUCUAUCAGCGAAAUCGUGGACCCGGCAGUAGUGGAAGUGACGCAUUUUUUGCCCAAUAUGAAGAAGAGGAAGAUGAUGACUAUGCGGUACACCCAAAGCGUGCAAAGUACGAAAGUUCCCACCUCCUUCUAGAUCUGGCAGCACAAACUGAAGAUCAUUUGGAGACGGGCAAUCGGCCAGAUACCACGAUGCGAGCAGGAGGCGUACGAUCAUCGUUACCAUUAAUUCGGCAAUUCAACCGCGUAUCCGAAGGUGUUCUGAAGGCCAACAUUAAACCUUCAAGCACUCAGACCAAGGAACCAACUGCGGACGAGGUUUAUUUGCGAUCAACGGAGUUAGACGACCUGAGACCAGCAGAAGGACCAAUAGCAAAGGCUCUCGAAAUUGCAGAUGCGACGAAGUACUUCCAGUCGCAAGUAGGAUUGUCGACGUCCACCCCUGUUGAGCGGCAACAAUUAAACGCUUCGCAACUUUUACGAACAUUUAGCAAGGCUGUCCAGAAUUGGGAGCCAAUCCUAUCCAAGACUGCGGUCUCCCGGGCGAGUGGAGACAGCAUCUUACAACAAUUAAAUACGUUGACGAAAAAGAGAAAGCGGGAUUAUCAACGAAAUCGAGCACUAAGCAGCACAGUCGCCAAAGAUGCGAUGGCCCUGCAUGCUGCUGCUAAGGAACUGCUACAUAAUUAUUGGAGUGCCAUAACUGAAAAGGAUACGGAAAAAUUAACUAGAAUUGUUACGGUCUUGCAAGACAUAUUAGAUAAGGCGCGGAACUUUGACAAAGAUUCCCGCGAUGGGCCCAACAAUGUUUCCAAGUCUGCCGCUUUCAAAGCAAUGCAGGACUCAGUGGAGCGGGCAAUAAGAUUGCAUAAAAAGAGACGAGUUGAAGACAGGCAUCGUUUCCUAUCUAUCUGAUAGCCUCCCUUCAUGGUAGUCAGGAGCACGUACGAAAUUAGGUACCGCUGCGGGCAUGGUCAUCGUUAGUGAGGUCUCGGUCGUGGUGUUCCCUUCUGUGAACAUUCCUGGAGUUGGAGGGCUACCGGCCAUAUCCACUCAUAGGCGGGCCAAACCGUCACCUGCAAGUCAGGGCAAGCGUUUGUCAAGUGUAAACUAGUCUAGAAAGUGUGGCACUCAAUCUAUUGCUUGCUUGGUAAAGACCACUCGCGAGUUCAUCUUUAAAACCACGUACAUAGUCUAUCCAUG
Molecule: messenger RNA, 2035 nt
Organism: Spizellomyces punctatus DAOM BR117
Lineage: Eukaryota; Fungi; Chytridiomycota; Chytridiomycetes; Spizellomycetales; Spizellomycetaceae
Product: TFIIH/NER complex subunit TFB1
Exons: 13
Coding region: 101-1747 (548 amino acids)
Biological process (GO): transcription by RNA polymerase I; nucleotide-excision repair; transcription by RNA polymerase II
Cellular component (GO): transcription factor TFIIH holo complex; transcription factor TFIIH core complex
Source: RefSeq, a predicted model, not a curated record